AAUUUGGGACCGGACUUCGGAGGAUUACCCUCAUUUUAAAGUACCGGUAUUUCUCUGGCGUAGAAAUCAGCCGUCAGAGAACUCUACUAGUGACAAGAAUGAUUUAAUUAGUUAUCAUUUAGAUUAAAGGUAAUUAAAGAUAUUGUUUAUAGAAAAAAAAUUGUACUUCAGUGUUCAGGGCCGCGAAAAUGUGUAUGGCAGGAGUAUAAUAAUAAUAUUUAGUAGAAAAAAAAUACUUCUUAAUACUUAUGAUGUAAGAAACGUAAAUAUUACAUAGAUACUUCUUUUUAAAAUACGGAAUUGGGAUAAGUUUUCGCAAUAGCAGGUGGAAAUUAUCGCAAAAUGCCUGCCGUUAUUAUCUCGAUAACAUCGGGUGUUAUUUUCUAGUACAGAUAAUAAUGAAAAAUAGUUUUCUCUUCCAAAAGAAUUUUUAAUUUCGCUCUACUUAGUAUUUGUUCCACUUUCUAUUAGGAAUAUUAGUCUCUUGAAAUAAUAUAAUAUGACCAACGAACCUUAAAGUGAUACAUUUAAAUUGAGACAAGGAUACAGGCUAAAAAGCUAGGCCUAUGCCAGCUAGUAAGAUUAAUUCGCAUUUUAUAUUCGAAAGAAAAAUAGAAAGACCUACUUCCGGAUAAAUUGCGUUUCCUUUUCAACAGUAACUCAGCAGUUGGCAUAAGUACACGACCUCAGGCCUGAGAUAGAUAGCGUGGAAGAAAAUCUUCAAAAUGUCAUCAACAAAAGAAAGGGUUGCCACAGUGAUGACUGGCACGAGAAUAGCCUUUUAUUAUGGUUUUAUUCCAACAGUCCUCAUUUUAGGUAAUACUCACAUUUCACAUAGUCAUAGUUAGUAGUGAGUAACUAGUUGUAGUUUAGUAGGGCCUCUACCGUACUUUUAGUGACUUAUAAGUUACACUAUAUGGCUUAUACUAGUACUAGUCACUAGCGUAGUCAGUAUUUAUAUUUAUUCACUCAUCAUCAUGAUUGAUUGUGUUUGGUUCACUGCAGUGAAUAUGAAAUUAUUUCUUGAAAUUCUAAACCUGCAUCUGAAUCUAAAUUCAACCAAAUACCGCCAUUCCCAGUAGUGGCCCUGCCCUAGAAAGAAAUGAUUUGUAAAAACUGGCCAGGGCCAGAGGGAAUUAAAAUAAGGCUAGGAGUUAUAAUGCUGUGUCAGUGUGAUCUCCUUAAUAAUGAUGCAAGUACACACCCAAAGGACUAAGUUACUAAGUUAGGUCUAAAUAUUUAGGCUUUUGUUUUUAAAUUAUAAAAUUUAGUACCACACAAUCUAAUGAAAUAUGUACCUGUUAAACUUUUGAUUUUAUAUAAAUCGUUGCAUAUUAUUUGUUUAUAGGAUUCAUGAAAGGUGCUGAUGAGGGUACACCAUCUCUGUCUCUUCUCAGGUAUGCUGCAUCUUCUUAAAAAAUUUCGUACCGGGUACCUUUGUCUCUUUGCAACUUGAAUUUUUAAAUGAGUUAUUCUAUGAUCUAAUUCAAAUAUGUGGAUCUAAAAAUCACUUGCCGUAAUUACUAUGGAGACAGAGGGGGCUUAGAUUUAGAAAUGAACAACUUAAUAUCUAUUAAAUCAGUGGUAUCAAACUGAAUUAAUUCAAUUUUGCUUACUAAUAGUUAACAAAAUCAUCUUAUAAAAUGCUUAUUUAUGCUUCCAGUAUGAAAAUUUGUUACAAUUUGUAAGGAGUAUAUAAUAUAUAUUUUAAAUUUUACACAUUUUUUUCAAUCUCUCUUUGUCUAUGCAUGCUAUGAUGUGCCAUGCAUAUCUAUAAUUUUAGUGUCAAACAGUGUUGUUAAUACUUUUCAGUGGUAUUAUUAUUUACAGGAGCACAUCUUACUGAAGACCAGAAACCUUGUUGCUGUGUGAUGUUUGCACUCUAAUAAAAUUUGUUAUUAAAUGUCUAUUGCAGAGGUUCCCAAACUGUGCACUGGAUAGCCAUGGCUCCCUCAAUGGGGAGCUCCUAGGUAGCCAUUUCGUCCGUGCUACAACUUAUGUAUUACGUGAUCUGUUUACUUUAGCUGCCUGGAGUGCUCAUUGCCACUUAAUUAGGAUUAAUAUUACUAAGUUCAAAAUGAUAAACACCUAUAGCAAAACUUUUUGUCCAAUCUGCGCUAAUUAAGUACCGGGUAUGAAAUACAGCCAACUACUAGUACUUGGUUGAAAAUUCUGAUUUUCUGAGGGGCCAUUUUUAUUUAGGUUCAGAUGCUGAUUUUAUAUCUUUAGUAGAUCUUUAGUACCGGUAGAUUAGAUUAGUAGCUCGGUGAACUAUCUUAGUACUUUGUGUUAGUCUAUAAAUAGCUCUUGGUCACUUGCUGUUAUACUGUUGAAUUAGUUCUAGAAGAUUGUAUAAAAUUAAACUGAACAUUGUUAUUAAUUAAGCCAUGGGAAAUUAUUGAAGUUUUUAAUAUAAUUGAUAGUUUAAAAAAUGGUUGGUUUGUUAUUGAACAGCAAGCAUAAAUAUUUUAAUUAAAUCUGAUAUGGGGGUCUUUGGAAAACCUAGAUGCUCACUGAAAGUCAAAAAAGUUUGGGAACCUCUGCUUUAAGACAUGAAUGGGCAUAAAUAACAAUAUAUAUAAUAAGCUAUAAAUGUAAUCUGGGUUUAUUUUUGUUUGCAUUCUCUAGUCUACUCUGGCAUUGAGCCACAUCUCACCUUCACCAAGCUGCAGACCAAGAAGUAAUGGACUGACAAGUUUGCAAUGAGUGCAUCUAAAGAGAAUGCACAGGCAACUGGAUGGUGAUUGAUUGCCCAAUCAUACAUUAACACCUCACAGGAUGUUACUUGCUUUUUCAUUUGUUUUUUAAUCUUUACGUUUUAAAUAAAGUAAUUUUUUGAUUAAAA
Molecule: messenger RNA, 2845 nt
Organism: Lymnaea stagnalis (great pond snail)
Lineage: Eukaryota; Metazoa; Mollusca; Gastropoda; Lymnaeidae
Source: the annotation of a GenBank genome assembly